CUUCUCAGUCCCCGCCGCCAUUUUGACGAGGAAGGGAAGGAGGAAGAAGAAGGAGGGAAACGAGAAUCCUAUGAAGCUACCUCUUGGGUGCAGUAAGGAAACCAAUAAUACAGGAAGAAGAAGCAAUCUUUUCAAGUUGGUGAUCUUGUUCAAUUCUUGACAUCACUUACAAAGAAGAAAGGAACCAAGAAGAGCCAACUAUCUGUAUUGUAAUUCGGCACCCAUGCCACUGCUGACAUGAAGGGGAAAGCAUUGAAAUGCCUUGAGUGCGGAAAGAGUUUCACUCGGAGGGAUCAUCUCCAGAAUCAUGAAAGGACUCACACUGGGGAGAAACCCUACAAAUGCCUGGAGUGUGGAAAGAGUUUCACUCAGAAGUAUCUACUGCAGCAACAUGAAGGUACUCACACUGGGAAGAAGCCCUAUGAAUGCCUAGAAUGUGGAAAGAGCUUCACUUUUUAUUCAACUCUACAUUCUCAUAAAAAAACUCACACUGGGGAGAAGUCCUAUGAAUGCUUGAAGUGUAGAAAGAGUUUCUUUCGGAGGGAACAUCUCCAGAAUCAUGAAAGGACUCACACUGGGGAGAAACCCUAUAAAUGCAUGGAGUGUGGAAAGGGUUUUGCUCGAAGAGAAUAUCUGAAGAAACAUGAAAUGAUUCACACCGGGGAGAAACCCUAUACAUGCCUGGAGUGUGGAAAGAGCUUCAAUCAGAACCAAAAUCUAUGUGCACAUCAAAGGAUUCAUAAUAUGGAGAAACCAUAUAAAUGCCUAGAGUGUGGAAAGAGCUUCACUCAGAGUUCAGGACUACGUGCGCAUCAAAGGACUCACACUGGAGAGAAACCCAACACAUGUCUGGAGUGUGGGAAGAGUUUCACUCAGAGUGCAAAUCUAUAUUUACAUCAAAGAACUCACAAUAUGGAGAAACCUUAUAUGUGCCUGGAAUGUGGACAGAGCUUCAAUCAGCGUUCAUGUCUACUUUCACAUCAAAUGAAUCACACUGGGGAGAAACCGUAUAAAUGCCUGGAGUGUGGAAAAAGCUUCAAUCGGAGUUCAAGUCUACGUUCACAUCAAAGGACACAUACUGGAGAGAAACCCUACAAAUGCCUUGAGUGUGGACAGAGCUUCACUGUUAAUUCAAGUCUACAUAAACAUCGAAGGAUUCAUACUGGGGAGAAACCCUAUACAUGUCUGGAGUGUGGAAAGAGCUUCCCCCACAAUUCAAAUCUACGUUUUCAUCAAAGAAUCCACACUGGGGAGAAACCUUAUAAAUGCUUUGAGUGUGGAAAGAACUUCACCCAUACUUCAGGUCUACGUAAUCAUCAAAGGACCCACACUGGGGAGAACCCGUAUAAAUGCCUGGAGUGUGGACAGAGCUUCACUCGGAGUUCAGGUCUACGUUCACACCAAAAGACACACUGGUGAGAAACCCUAUAAAAGCCUGGACUGUGAACUGAGCUUCUCUGAGAGUGUAAAUUUAGAUUCGCAUCAAAGGACUCACACUGGGGAGAAACCUUAUACAUGCCUGGUGUGUGGACAAAACUUCACUCAUCAAUCAAGUCUAGGUUCACAUCAAAGAACUCACACUGGGGAGAAACCCUUUAAAAGUCUGGAGUGUGGACACAGCUUCACUCGGAGUUCAGGUCUAGGUUCACAUCAAAGGACUCAUACUGGAGAGAAACCCUACAAGUGCCUUGAGUGUGGACAGAGCUUCACUGUUAAUUCAAGUCUACAUAGACAUCGAAGGACUCARACUGGGGAGAAACCCUAUACAUGUCUACAGUGUGGACAGAACUUCACAAUUAAAUCAAGUCUAGGUUCACAUCAAAGAACUCACACUGGGGAGAAACCCUAUAAGUGCCUGGGGUGUGGACAGAGCUGCACUCAGAGUUCAGGUCUACAUUCACACCAAAAGACACACACUGGGGAGAAACCCUGAAAAUUCCUGGAGUGUGGACUGAGCUUCACUUUGAGUACCGUAUAUUCUGGCGUAUAAGACUACUUUUUAAUCCAAGAAAAUCUUCUCAAAAGUCAGGGGUUAUCCAAUACGCAGGAGUUGUCUUAUACACGGGAGUUGUCUUAUACGCUGGAGUAGUCCUAUGCCUGGGAGUCAUCUUAUAUUUGGGGGUAGUUUUAUACACUGGAAGUCGUCUUAUAGAGUGGAUGCUGAAACUUCCAAUCCGGAUUGGAGAAUCUGUGGUUGCUGCAUAUUGUGGGGAAGCUCAAAAAUGGGAGUGGCUUUGUCCCCGCCGUAUGCAGCGACUGUAUGAAAGCAUAAAGGGCGAUGCUGUACAAGUAUGGUAGAAGAAAAUCCAUUCAUCAGGAUUCGUGGACUUAAUGCGGUCCCGGUGGUGAGGUGAAGGGGCGCCUCACUGGGAAGGUGUAAGUGAAGGGCGGAGCAAGCUGUAGGCAUCCGGGGUGCCUGGUGUAUGGAAAAAAGAGAUAGAGUGGCUCUGGGCCCAGAAAAACACAUCUCUUUUACCUGUCUGGCCCGCCCAUGUAUCCUAUUACAGUACCUCCUCCUCUGCCUCUCAGAUCUCGCACCUGAAAACUGCAGUGAAGUAGUGUGCAUGUGCAAGAUCUGAGAGGAAGAGAAGGAGGUACAGUAAUAGAAAAAUUACCAUAUUGAAAUCAAAUCUGAUGGUUUUAAAAUUUUUAUUUGGUUUGUGUUGGAAGAGGGGUAGUCUUAUAUGGCGAGUAUAUCCCAAACUCUAUAUGUUACCUGGAAAAGUUGARGGUCGUCUUAUGCGCCCAGUCAUCUUAUAUGCUGGAAUAUACGGUAAUUUAUGUUUGCAUCAAAGGAUUCACACUGGGGAGAAACCCUAUUCAUGCCGGCAGUGUGGACAGAACUUCACUCAUCAGUCAAGUCUAGGUUCACAUCAAAGAACUCAUACUGAGGAGAAACCUUAUAAGUGCCUUGAGUGUGGACAGAGCUUCACUCUUAAUUCAAGUCUACAUAGACAUUGAAAGACUCACGCUGGGGAGAAGCCUUAGAAACAUAUGUUGUUUGGAAAGCGCAGUUUGGAAGAUGCCUAGAAUAUCCGAUAACUGCAGCAAGCAGAAUUUAUCCUCAGACUGGAGGAAAUUAUUAUCCCACACAAGAAGAUGACUGAGGAAAAUCCGCGAAUGGUCAGAGAUGGACAAAGUGACUCUGCUGAUUAAAAGGUUAUCUUGGAGAAACUUCAAGAAAGUUUGGGACUUCUUUAUCACUUUUUCGCAACAACAGGGGCAAAUGUCACUUGUCAGGUUUAUGAAUUAGAAGAGUGUUGCCUUUUGAAACCUAAUAAGGAUCCUACAAACCCUGGAUCGUAUAGUCACAUUUUGUUAAUCAACAUGCCAAAAUUUUAACUGCAAUUAUGGCAAAAAUAAUGAAUGUAUAUAUAAAUAUAUCUAUGAAGAUCACUGUGGCUUCAUAUCAGGGAGACCAGAGUCAAAUUUAAUGGGCAGGAUACUAAAUGUAAUUUGUACUCUAAAAAGAAAAAAAAAUGGCAGCAGGUUGUACUAGUUCUGUAUAUGUAAAAGGCUUUUGAUUGUGUCUCUUGGUCUGCCUUAAACCUGGUAUUGGAGAAAUUUGKAUUUAGAGAAAUCUUUAGAGCAGUGGUUCUCUACCCGUGGGUCCCCAGAUGUUUUGGCCUUCAACUCCCAGAAAUCCUAACAGC
Messenger RNA from Anolis sagrei ordinatus, 3653 nucleotides. NCBI's taxonomy places the organism in Eukaryota, Metazoa, Chordata, Lepidosauria, Squamata, Anolidae. The record is from RefSeq and is a predicted model, not a curated record.